UGCACUAUAAGUAACUUGCCUGAUACCUCAUCGAAGCUGACCCGGACUCUUGUAACCCCCAUCUUGCUUCACUGCAACUCAUCCUCAUGGACUCGACGUUGUCGUUCUACGCUAUCCUUCAGAUUCCUCGCGAUGCUUCGACUGAAGAAGUGAAGAAAGCCUAUAAGAAGCAAGCUCUGCUCACCCAUCCUGACCGUCUUCCUGCUGGACAUACCCCAGCUGAUAAACUCGAAGCUGAAGAGAGAUUCCGCCAGGUCAGCAAUGCAUAUGAAGUCCUCAAGGAUACGGAAAGUCGGCGACUGUAUGACACGCACGGCGUAUGGCCUCCGCCGGCGGAUCCCAUAUACGAGAACCGACGCCACCGUCACGCUCACGGUCGAUCAUCCAACGGUUCUCAUGGAGUCCCUUUUGCGUUUGCGGGACCUGAUCUCUUCGCCAAUUUCUUCUCCGAACCUUUUGAUCUCUUUGACCGCAUGUUCAGCGACCAGCGGAUGCACCCCCAUUCGUCUUCUCGCAGACAUGUCAAUAGCCACCCUUUCGGCCAGUGGCAGCACGAUCCGUUCGAAAGCAUGCAUCGGAUGCAAGAUAUGAUGGAUGAGAUUCAUAACAACUUCAUUUCCUCUCCCUUUAUGCACCCUCCUCUGCCCAUGUCACACCCGUGGGGCGGCUUCGGACAGUUUGAUGGAGGAAAUUGGGUGUCGCAGACUACGACUAUCACCAAUCACAAUGGCGUCACGCAUAGAGUGGACACGCGUCGGGAUAUCAAUGGGAAUGAGCAUGUCACUCGAAUCUCUCCCGACGGACGUGAAGUAUACACUGUGAACGGGGUUGAACGCCGGGAUCAACUACCCGCUGUACCAGGCUACAUAUCGCCGCCUCCACCAUAUCACCCAAUAGACUAUCAUCCAAAUGCCCACAUGCACACUCCUACCGAACAUCACUCUCUUUUCCUAUCUAACGCCAUGGUCGCCAUUCAGUCCCGCUUCCUCGCUCUUCUCGCCUUUGUUGCUGCUGCAUCUGCUGCUUCCCUCCCUGUUGGCCUACCCGCCCAGAUCCGAGAUAACGUUCCCGCUGUGCGCGAAUUGCCCGUGACCCUCCCCGCUCAAGUCUCGGGCGUAUUGAAUAAGGUACCUUCGACGAAACGAAUGAUUAAACGCGCCUUCCCUCCAGCUGUUGUCAGUGAAAUGACUAACAUGGUCCCGCGAGCUGUGAAUGUGCCAGUUGAGGUUGCGAGCUCACUCCCCAGUCGCGGACUCCCCGUGGAGCUCCCGGUCAGCAUCCCUCCAAGCAAACGCGACUCUACCCUCCCCGUGGACUUGAAAGUCACGCCCCGUGGGGACUUACUCGAUCCUGUCGAAGAACCUGUCUUGACCUUUGGCAACGCAGUCGCGGGACAAUCGCUUAAUCACGAGAAGGAAAGACAUCAACAAGACGACACGACAACUGAACAGGACGGCUCCGAGAUAGACGACUCGACGAUCGCUGGUACGAGCCCCGACUACAAAGGCCAGACGGGGCAUUUCCGGACCGAAAAGUCGGCAAGCGGCAAGACCAGGCAUGAGGACGACCUGGUAGGGGACCGUGUCCAGUACAGCUCGGAGAAACGGCGCGACGGCGGGGUCGUUCUUCAGGAUAACGACACGAAGACGUCUCAGCAGGAGGAUGACGACGAAGAUGCUGAAACUCCGGCUGGGCAGUACCACCAGCACGAGGAAGACGACUAUUGA
Mycena citricolor is the source of this 1727-nucleotide messenger RNA. Lineage: Eukaryota; Fungi; Basidiomycota; Agaricomycetes; Agaricales; Mycenaceae. The record is from the annotation of a GenBank genome assembly.